This is a messenger RNA of Phyllotreta striolata, 591 nucleotides long. NCBI's taxonomy places the organism in Eukaryota, Metazoa, Arthropoda, Insecta, Coleoptera, Chrysomelidae. The record is from the annotation of a GenBank genome assembly.
UUGACAUAAACGAAUGACAUUAAUAAUAAAUAAGAAGAAUUUGAUAUGUUUAUUAUUGCUUAUUAGUUGUCUUCAUUAUUUAUUUGUUGAUGUUUUAUUAAAUUAGGAUUUUAAACAGCACAACGGUAACUUUGCACCUUAUUUUAUAGUAAUAGUAGUAUAAAUUUACCUAACGAAAUGUUCGACGACGACGAUUACGAACAGCGCAACAGGCAACUGCUUUUCCAAGGUACCCAAGUUUUAGAGAGGACUGGACAAAGCUUGGCGAGAUCAACUCAAAUCGCCGUCGAAACUGAAACUAUAGGCCACGAAGUCAUAUCGGAAUUGGGGGAGCAACGAGAGGCCCUGCUCCGGACCAGAGGUAGACUGGAAGACGCCAACGAGCAGCUCUCAUCGGCGAAAAAUAUUCUCAAAUCAAUGAGCCGAAAUGUUUUUUACAAUAAGUUGAUCUUAAUUUUGAUUAUUAUUAUAGAGAUCCUUAUUUUGGCGUGUUUAUGCUACUUGAAAUUUUUGAAGCAUUAAGGUGAUAUAAUUUUCGUCUGUAUAUACCUACUCGUUUAGUCUUAACUGAUAUGUUACCACAUGUUAUAA